Messenger RNA from Amphiprion ocellaris (clown anemonefish), 1159 nucleotides. Its product is annotated as transmembrane protein 252. The transcript has 2 exons. The coding region runs from base 260 to 784 and encodes 174 amino acids. Lineage: Eukaryota; Metazoa; Chordata; Actinopteri; Pomacentridae. The record is from RefSeq and is a predicted model, not a curated record.
AGAGGCAGGACGGCUUACACAGACUCACACUGUCACAGCUGUACCUGCAUUUGCUGGUACUCAAACUUGGUGAGGGACUUGGUUUAGAUUACAGGUGAAUCCGACAUUGUUUCAUCCUGAACAGGCACUAAAGAGAUCCUACAAAUCCCUCCCACCUGAUACCAUCAAAACUUGUGCAGGGACUUCAGAGAACCAUCAGAGAACAGAAAACAAAUUUAAAACCUGUAAACUCCAGAAAAGAAGCAAAGAAGUGAGCGAAAUGAGCACGAACAUGAAGAAGCAGCUGUGGGGGCUUGCUCGUAUACUUCUACCUGCUUUGGGGUUUGUGAUGACGUGCAGUGGGGCCUACCUACUGUCCCUGCAGACUGACGACGAGCAUGAUGUUAGUACCAUUCUCAUCUACAUGCUGAUUAUCUUGGGCUUUGUGGUUAUUGUCUCCGGGGUGUUGUGGACCGUCUGCCACAGCAUGAAGAGCAAGAUGUACUACAGAGGAAGACAUGAGCGGCGCAUUCAAGUCUUUACUGUUGAAAGGCCGAGCUGCUUUCCUCCGUCAUAUGAAGAGUCAGAGGGAAGGCUAGUCUCCUCCGAUACCACGCCUGAGCUUGUGGUCAGAGUGGAUGGUGUGGACAUGGUGAUGAGUGUGGCUCCCCCGCUGUACAGUCAGGACGGCUCGGAGCCUCCAGACUGUACGUUUAGCUGGGAACAACCUCCGCGAUACAGCGUGGUCGAGGGUAUUCAGCGAGGACAAGCAGAGGAGCAGAGGGAGGUCUCAUCCGGACACUGAGGGAAGAGCAGUUUCCAGACUGAGUUAAGAGAGAAACUUCCAGAACGAACUGGCUUUGGAUUGUUCACCUGCCAGAUGAUGGACGACAGAGAUGUGUUGACAUCAUCUUUGCAACAGGCUGGUUUUCAAAAUGAGGGUCUGUACAGAGGUAUGGCCAUGGUGACGUUGAUGGUUUAGUCUCUGGCUUCCUAAGACCAGAAAAAGCUGCACUUUAGAGUUGCAUUUGACUCAGAACUUACUGGGGGUUUUUUGGCACUGGAGCUCCAAUUUGAGCAGUAUUCAAAUCAAGCGUUUUUGUAUGUAUUUUGUAUUCAAGUGACUAAUUACACCUGUUAUAAGGUGUGCUAUGGAAUAAAAUGAUCAUGUUGCUUAAAA